Procambarus clarkii (red swamp crayfish) is the source of this 1497-nucleotide messenger RNA. RefSeq names its product pre-mRNA-splicing factor ISY1 homolog. The record is from RefSeq and is a predicted model, not a curated record. Lineage: Eukaryota; Metazoa; Arthropoda; Malacostraca; Decapoda; Cambaridae. Gene Ontology annotation, cellular component: post-mRNA release spliceosomal complex; post-spliceosomal complex; Prp19 complex. Gene Ontology annotation, biological process: mRNA 3'-splice site recognition; generation of catalytic spliceosome for second transesterification step.
GGCUGUGUUGUGUACCAAGUGACCAGUACCCCUUGAGACGCUCGCAGGUACACCAGUUGUCUUGGUAAUUUCCCCAAUUGUCUUGAGAACAUGGCAAGGAAUGCAGAAAAAGCUAUGACCACAUUGGCACGGUGGCGUGCUGCGCAAGAGGGAGGCAGUCAACAACAGAAAACCCGUCGACCUUAUUUGGCUUCUGAGUGUGAAGAUCUUAGAGAAGCUGAAAAGUGGAGGAAUCAGGUCAUCUCUGAAAUUGCAAGGAAAGUCUCACAGAUUCAGAAUGCUGGCUUAGGAGAGUUCCGAAUUAGGGAUUUGAAUGAUGAAAUCAAUAAGCUCCUCCGAGAAAAGGGUCACUGGGAAGUACGAAUUAAGGAACUGGGUGGUCCCGAUUAUGUUCGUGUCGGACCGAAGAUGACCGAUAUGGAUGGACAGGAAGCUCCAGGCAACAGAGGUUAUAUGUACUUUGGAGCAGCCAAAGACCUACCAGGAGUGCGGGAAUUAUUUGAGCAAGAGCCCCCGCCACCUCCACGCAAGACACGUGGAGAGUUGAUGAAAGACAUUGAUGCAGAUUAUUAUGGCUACAGAGAUGAUGAUGAUGGUGUGUUGAUACCAUUAGAAAGGAAAGCAGAGAGGAAAGCAAUAAAAGCUGCAGUAAAGCAGUAUACAAACAAAAAACUUGCAGCUAUGACUGAUGGAGAGGAGGGUGAAGAGUCCCAAGGGAAUAGAAUUCAAGAGGAUGAUAAUGACACUAUUGACAGCGAUGAUGAAGAGAUAUCUCUUGACGAAACAGACGAAAGAUCAGAGGUCCAGCGGUUUAUGGCUCAUGUUCCCAAUAUCCCAACGCAAGCAGAUAUUGAGGCUGCCUUAGUGGAAAGGAAAAAACGUGAGCUACUUCAAACAUACCUUGGUGACUGAGGUAUAUGCAUUGAAGUGCCUGAGUUUAUGAAGUACAAGCAAUAACCCAGAAGGUUUAGGGAUUAUAUUAUGAUGCACUGCCUGAGAUCAGUCUAAAAUGCAGUUAUUACAUGUGAAGAUGUAAUUGAUAGAUGUGUAAUAAUUUCAUAUUUUAAAACUACCAUUUUGAAUGGUGAUCAUGAGACAUUUUACAAGCUAAUAGAAAUAAGUCUUCUAAAGCCGAUGCUAAAGUUUUAAUAUCCUUUUAACUUAUUUUCUUCAAUGAAAUGCUAGAAUUGUGUGAAAUUAUAAAACUUUUUUUUUAUGUAAGUGAACAAAUUCAGUUUGGAAUGUCAAAUCUUUUCUGUUAACAAAAAUAAAUGGUAAGCAAAGAAACAUUCAACUAUUUAUCACAAUGAUCAUUUGGUGUAGAGUAGUGAGGUGUAUGAUGAAGGAUUCAUCUUGGUUUAGAAAAUGUUAGUCUGCCUCAGCAUCUGUGAUGACUACACUACUCUGGAGCUGUGUUCAUUCCCUUCCAGCAAAUCAAAUCUGUAUAUUAUUAAAAUAAACAAUUUUGUUUAAUAUUAAAAGCAUACUUAAUUACUA